AUGGCGUUCUCAUCCGCCGUCAACUCGGCCGCAAUUCGCUCCGAGAUGGCUUUUGAAAAACCCACCCUAGAUUGUAGCGGCAAGCUGGCAUAUGGUCUCACCAAAGAAGACUGUUACUACAUGUCAAGUAUUGGCAUGGCCGCCCAAGGACUGAGCGCCCAGUCUCAGUCUCAGUCCGACGACGCCUACAUCUGGGUAGGUGAUCAGGGACCCAACACGUUUACUUUCACCAACGCGGGCAACAGCCCUAUGACACUCAUUAUUUAG
Messenger RNA from Metarhizium acridum CQMa 102, 267 nucleotides. RefSeq lists its product as uncharacterized. The record is from RefSeq and is a predicted model, not a curated record. NCBI's taxonomy places the organism in Eukaryota, Fungi, Ascomycota, Sordariomycetes, Hypocreales, Clavicipitaceae.